This is a messenger RNA of Medioppia subpectinata, 3960 nucleotides long. NCBI's taxonomy places the organism in Eukaryota, Metazoa, Arthropoda, Arachnida, Sarcoptiformes, Oppiidae. The record is from the annotation of a GenBank genome assembly.
AUGUUUGGUUGGCUAACGGCAGUACCGGUGCUGUUAUUGCAGGUCUCAUAUGCCGUGCAUUUGUUGGACAAAAAUCUGGACCAUGUAUUGGACGGCACGAGCGGCGAAGUGGGUCCGCACCCGACGGUGUCGGCGCAGUCUAUAUACCAGCGUUUGAACAAAGCGGUGACCAAUAGUCAACAGUUGUUGGAGUCGAUGAACCGGGUGUUUGGCGUAUUCCCGUUCCUACUGUUCAGCGAGUUGUUUCUGACCACAUGUUUACGCCUAACGCAUAUCACUGUCUAUAAAGAUGUGGUCAAAUCGCAGUCAUAUAAUGUCGUUCAGGGAUUGUCUGAAUUUAUGCAGAUUUUAUUCAUGGAUUUCCUGUACGUGUUUGUCGUCGACUACUGGCAGAGUCGGCGCCCGACUGUUAAUGAUAUGCUUUAUAGGCUGAGCCAAACGGGCCGUCCGUUUACGGCCCGCGACGCCCGCACUCACGAUCUGUUGGCCCAACAGUUAGUGUACGGCUAUUGUGGCGGUAAAUACCGGGCGUUCGGUGUGUUUGCUAUCGAUCGCCGAUUUGUGUUUGCAUUCGCCGUAAACAGCUAUGACAUACACUUUAUGAAACGCGUGCUGUUUAUCAUCAUCAAAAUAGUUAUAAUUGUGGGUCAAUUAUAUCACAUGUGUAUUUUGGUCCGUGAAUACCAAUCCGUUGGUGACAUUUACAAGAGUUUGUUCAUCAUAUCCGUGGCCACCAAACAGAUGAUAAUCGGCGCGAUUUACGCGUGUUUUGAAUAUAAAUUGCGUGAAAUCCGGAAUAUUCUGCGCAAAAUCGCGGAUCAAUUGCCGGAAUCAGACGGUAAGCGCGUGCGAAACGUCGGUAUAAUACUCGCCAUAUGCUGGUCACUCUACCUGGCGAUCACCCUGUUGUUUGACGUAUUCACUGAACACACACUGGACUUGGUCAUUUACAUAUACUGGUCGCUGGCGAUGUUUGGUUGGCUAACGGCUAUACCAGUGCUGUUAAUACAGGUGUCAUACGCUGUACACCUGUUGGACAGGGAUGUAAUCAAGGCUCUGGAAGACAGUGACCCACACCUGCCGGUCGACACACUGUAUAGUCGUUUAAACAAAGCGGUCACCAGUAGUCAGACGUUGACUGAGUCGAUGAACCGGGUGUUUGGCGUAUUCCCGUUCCUACUGUUCAGUGAGCUCUAUCUGACCACAUGUUUACGGCUCACACACAUCACUGUCAACAAAGACAAGUCACUCACGUAUAACAUCGUUCAGGGAUUGUCUGAAUUUACGCAGAUUUUGUUCAUUGAUUUCCUGUAUGUGUUUGUCGUCGACUAUUGGCAGUCCUGUCGCCCGACUGUCAACGAUAUGCUCUACCGGUUGAGCCAAACGGGCCGUCCGUUCAGCGCCCGCGACGCUCACACUCACCACCUAUUGGUCGAGCAGUUAGUGUACGGCUAUUGCGACCGUAAAUACCGUGCGUUUGCGAUGUUUGGUUGGCUAACCGCCGUACCGAUGCUGUUAAUACAUGUAUCAUACGCUGUGCACCUGAUGGACAGGGAUGUAAUCAAGACACUGGGAAACUUACAACUGCCAGUCGACACUCUCUAUCAACGUAUGCACAAAGCGGUGAAGUUGAAUGAGUCGAUGAACCGGGUGUUUGGCGUAUUCCCGUUCCUACUGUUCAGCGAGUUGUUUCUGACCACAUGUUUACGCUUAACGCAUAUUACUGUCUAUAAAGAUGUGGUCAAAACGCAGUUAUAUAAUGUCGUUCAGGGAUUGUCUGAAUUCAUACAGAUUUUGUUUAUGGAUUUCCUGUAUGUGUUUGUCGUCGACUAUUGGCAGUCCUGUCGGCCGACUGUCAACGAUAUGCUCUACCGGUUGAGCCAAACGGGCCGUCCGUUCAGCGCCCGCGACGCUCACACUCACCACCUAUUGGUCGAGCAGUUAGUGUACGGCUAUUGCGACCGUAAAUACCGUGCGUUUGUCCUAUUGUGGCAAAAGUGGACGUUUUGGAAACGACAGGGAAUACCGACCGACUGGUCGGCCAGAAGUGGUCGACCCUUUCAUAUUGCAGACAAUGAUUGCCACAAAAAACACGGAAAAGUUGUCGGUUUUUAUGAGGGUUUGAGGCCGUGUCUAUCGAUAACUGACCCCGAGCUUAUACGAAAAGUAUUGGUCACCAAUUUUCACCAUUUCCCAAACCAUAGGGAACUUACCUUGGACUCCGAGCCAAUGAGCAAAGGGCUAUUUUUAUCGCGUUAUCCGCUAUGGAAACGUAUGCGCGCACUUCACGCCACCUCAUUCACCACCGGACGCAUCAAAGCUAUGCUACCGAUAAUGUCGGACACGUUUGAACGGUUGGCCACUCUAUUGGACCCGAAAGCCCGCGACAGUCAAGUGGUAGACUUCCGGACAGUUUACGACUCGUUUACGUUUGACGUGAUUACUAAAGCUGUGGCCGGUGCCGACGCAAACGCCCUUGAUCACCCUGUGAAUAACUCUCUGUUUACCGCGGUGAUCACAAUGUUUCAAAAUGACCAAGGUGUGCGCGAUUGGCUGGUGUUUUAUAUGCCGUUUUUACGCCGCUUCGUUGACAUACCCUUCUUUGACCCGAAAAAAAUGCAAGUAAUCAGCGAUACUGUGAAUCACGUGAUCGGCGAACGGGUGGCCAACGACGCACAGGUGGCCGACUUUUUACAGCACUCGGUAAAUGCCAGCGUAUGGGCCGACACAUACCCGACCCCUCCUGUAAACGUUAAUAAAGCUUUCGAUAAAUUGACCAAGGAUGAGGUAAUUGGUCAGGCGAUUAACAUGUUGGGCGCCGGCCACGAGACCACUGCGUCCCAGUUGUGUCUAAUAACACGCAUACUUGCGCUCAAACCCUGGUAUCAAACAAAACUGGUCCACGAGAUUCAUAACACACUGUAUACUAAAGAUACCAAUGAGUUGUCUAUGGAUUACGAAAAGUUGCAAAAAAUGCCGUUUUUGGAUGCAUUUAUCAAAGAGGUUAUGAGAGUUAACUGUUCGGUCAGCCGAGUUGACAGAAUGCUUACGAAAGAUACGUAUUUAGAAGGUAUUUAUCUGCCGAAAGGCACGUCUAUUGUAAUACCCAUUUGGGCGCUGCAUUUAGACCCUGAUCACUUUGUCGACCCCGAUGAAUUUAAGCCGGAACGAUUCCUACCGGAAAAUCUAGAUGAUAUUAAGCCGUAUACAUACCUACCCUUCUCUACCGGUCCGCGCAAUUGCAUUGGUAUGCGAUUCGCUGUAUUAGAGCUCAAGUAUACGUUAGUUAAGCUGUUGUGUAGGUAUGAGUUUGUGGCCUGCGAUGAGACCAAGAAUAUUCUGCGCGAAAUUGAAGAUCAAUUGCCGGAAUCGGACGGUAAACGCGUGCGAACAGCGAGUAUAAUACUUACUAUAUUCUGGUCACUCUACCUGACAAUCACCAUAUUGUUUGACGUGUAUACUGAACGUAAACUAAUUCUCAUUUAUUAUAUUUACUGGUCACUGGCGAUGUUUGGUUGGCUAACAGCUAUACCGGUGCUUUUAAUACAGGUGUCAUACGCUGUUCACCUGUUGGACAGGGAUGUAAUCAAUACACUGGAAAACUUACAAGUGUCAGUCGACACACUUUAUCAACGUAUGCAUAAUGCUGUGAAGUUGACUGAGUCGAUGAACCGGGUGUUUGGCGUAUUCUCAUUCCUGCUGUUCAGCGAGUUGUUUCUGACCACAUGUUUACGCCUAACGCAUAUCACUGUCUAUAGAGAUGCGAUCAAAUCGCACGCGUAUAACAUUGUUCAGGGAUUGUCUGAAUUUAUGCAGAUUUUGUUCAUUGAUUUCCUGUAUGUGUUUGUCGUCGAUUAUUGGCAGUCCUGUCGGCCGACUGUCAACGAUAUGCUCUACCGGUUGAGCCAAACGGGCCGUCCGUUUAGCGCCCGCGACGCCCGCACUCACCACCCACUGUAA